Molecule: messenger RNA, 1739 nt
Organism: Gymnogyps californianus (California condor)
Lineage: Eukaryota; Metazoa; Chordata; Aves; Accipitriformes; Cathartidae
Product: gamma-aminobutyric acid receptor subunit rho-2
Exons: 9
Coding region: 12-1481 (489 amino acids)
Biological process (GO): regulation of membrane potential; chemical synaptic transmission; monoatomic ion transmembrane transport
Cellular component (GO): synapse; membrane; neuron projection
Molecular function (GO): GABA-A receptor activity; neurotransmitter receptor activity; extracellular ligand-gated monoatomic ion channel activity
Source: RefSeq, a predicted model, not a curated record
GAGUUGAUUCAAUGUUUAAACCCGGGGGGACUUGCACUACAGGAGGUUACUGGAGUGCAGAGUGCCCGACUCCUAUUUUCAGCAAGAUGCCUUAUUUUGCAAAACUCCUGUUAUUAACCUUUUGCUUAGUUCUUCUUGUGGAAAGCAAAAAACACAGGAGGCGGCGGUGGACAAGCCAGCUGGAGGUGCAGAGGGCAAGUCACAUCUAUAAGAAGAAUCAUGACGUGACCAAAUCCUGGAAAGGAAAGACGGAGCAGCUUCUCAGAGUCGACGACCAUGACUUCACCAUGCGGCCGGCUUUUGGAGGCCCUGCAAUUCCUGUUGGGGUGGAUGUGCAAGUUGAAAGCUUGGACAGUAUUUCUGAGGUUGACAUGGAUUUCACUAUGACUCUGUACUUAAGGCACUACUGGAAGGAUGAGCGUCUCUCGUUUCCCAGCACCACCAACAAGAGCAUGACCUUUGACGGCAGGCUGGUGAAGAAGAUCUGGGUCCCUGAUGUCUUCUUCGUGCAUUCCAAAAGGUCCUUCAUUCACGAUACCACCACGGACAACAUCAUGCUGCGAGUGUUCCCCGACGGUCAUGUCCUCUACAGCAUGAGGAUCACAGUCACAGCAAUGUGCAACAUGGACUUCAGCCACUUCCCCCUGGACUCUCAGACGUGUUCUCUGGAGCUGGAAAGCUAUGCUUACACUGAUGAAGAUCUGAUGCUGUAUUGGAAAAAUGGGAAUGAAUCUCUGAAAACUGAUGAAAAGAUUUCUUUGUCUCAGUUUUUGAUACAGAAAUUCCACACUACAUCAAGGCUGGCUUUCUACAGCAGCACAGGUUGGUACAAUCGCCUCUAUAUAAACUUCACUUUACGUCGACACAUCUUCUUCUUCUUGCUCCAGACCUACUUCCCCGCCACCCUCAUGGUCAUGUUGUCCUGGGUGUCCUUCUGGAUCGAUCACCGAGCAGUUCCUGCCAGAGUCUCUUUGGGGAUAACCACUGUGCUGACCAUGUCCACGAUCAUCACUGGGGUGAACGCCUCCAUGCCUCGUGUUUCCUACAUCAAAGCAGUGGACAUUUACCUGUGGGUCAGUUUUGUGUUUGUAUUCCUCUCGGUGCUGGAAUACGCAGCAGUGAAUUACCUGACUACGGUGCAAGAGCGGAAGGAGAGAAAACUGCAGGACAAGUUUCCAUGUACGUGUGGAAUACCUCAUUCAAAAACCAUGAUGCUGGAUGGAAACUACAGCGAAUCUGAUGCCAACAGCCUGGCAGGAUAUACAAGAAACCAGAUGGUCCCAGAGGAAGAAAAACAAGAAAAGAUGGUUGUGCACUUAGCUAUGAGCAAUGAAUCUCAUUCAUCAAGGAAGAGAGGCCUGAAGGGCCAUGUGGGCUUGCGCAUCAUCCAGAACAGUCAUGCAAUUGAUAAAUACUCAAGAUUAAUAUUUCCAGGCACCUAUAUAUUUUUUAAUUUGAUAUAUUGGUCUGUCUUUAGCUAAGCAUGCUGACACAGCAGUGACUGAAGCAGAAGACAUUUACAAAGCUCUCUUUUGUUGGUUCUUUUUCAGUCUAAUCUGGAUGCAAAGCCAGAAAACUGAUUAUUUUAUUGCUUCUUUGGAGGGUAAAUGGGAGGACACAUCCUCCAGUGGGCACUCCAUGCACAGACAUCAUGGAGGAACCUGCUGCGCUGGUUGCUUUCCAACCCACACCCCAGCUCCCAUUUGCUUUAUGACACAUGUCGUUUCUCAUACUUGAAA